AUGGCCAUAACAAGAUUUCAUAUGACAAACAAUGUUGAUUUUAAAGUUGACCGCGCCAACGUUGAGAGGUACAAAAUUAAGUGUAGAAGCCCUGAUUGUGGAUUUAGGUUGGCUGCAUCAUACAGGAAGAGAAGUGAUUCAUGGGUGAUAGGAUCUAUUUCUCAAGAUCACACAUGUGUUUACACAAAUGUUUCCCAAGAUCACCGUAAGCUAAGUUAUGAUAUUAUAUGUCAAGAAAUCUUGCCUCUAGUAGACAAAGAUCCGUCAGUAAAUGUGAAAACGAUAAUCUCUCAUAUCCUUGCAACUUACAAUUACACUCCAUCUUAUAGAAAGAUAUGGCUGGUGAAAACCAAAGCAAUCAAACUGGUGUAUGGCAAUUGGGAGGAUUCGUACAAACAACUUCCACGUUUCUUAUCUGCACUUCAGAUUUAUGCUCCUAGAACCGUUACUAUUUUAGAGACCCUUCCGGCGCAAUUUCCAAACGGAACGUGCCUUCAAGGAAAUAUGAUAUUCCACAGGCUUUUCCGCCCAUGUGUUCAAGGAUUUGCGUAUUGCAAACCAAUUCUUCAAAUAGAUGGCACUUGGUUGUACGAAAAAUAUAAGGGGACCUUGUUGAUAGCUGUGGCACAAGACGGAAAUAGUAACAUUUUUCCUGUUGCAUUCGCUCUUCUGGAAGGAGAAACUGCUGGAGGUUGGGGUUUCUUUCGCAGAAAUCUUCAGACACAUGUUGCCUCCCUGGGCUCUGUUUGA
Messenger RNA from Vicia villosa (hairy vetch), 750 nucleotides. RefSeq lists its product as uncharacterized. The transcript has a single exon. Bases 1 to 750 code for a protein of 249 amino acids. NCBI's taxonomy places the organism in Eukaryota, Viridiplantae, Streptophyta, Magnoliopsida, Fabales, Fabaceae. The record is from RefSeq and is a predicted model, not a curated record.